Messenger RNA from Ostrea edulis (European flat oyster), 4341 nucleotides. RefSeq lists its product as uncharacterized. Lineage: Eukaryota; Metazoa; Mollusca; Bivalvia; Ostreida; Ostreidae. The record is from RefSeq and is a predicted model, not a curated record. The transcript has 2 exons. Bases 494 to 2455 code for a protein of 653 amino acids.
GUCAACCGUUAAAAAUACAUGUAAUAUGUAUAAAGAGGCGUCUUUUGGUGAUGUAAUUGAUUAGUGUCGAUUGUUAAAUAUUAAACAAUAAGCCACGAAUUUUCACUAACACGUUAUCGAUCGACAUAUGUCCACCAUCGGUCUCCCCCCAAAAAACCCACCUGACCACUAGAAAUCGAACUCCGACAAAGCCGCACCGGAAAAUGGAGUAAUUAGGCGGACAAUUCGAUUAUCGGAGAUUCCUCCAAUGGAGAUAUUCAGUCUAUACAGUUAAUAUUAGGAGCGCGCAUUGAUAGCAGUGUUUAGUUAAGGUAGAGAGGAAAAGUGUUAAAAGCUUGCUGUCGGUACUUUAUAUAGCGAGUGAUGUGAUGUAUGAAUUUUAUCUAUACACUUUCAGACAGCGAUACAGUUUUACAAUAUCUAGUAUAGGAACUAAAGUUUUCAUAAAGUGAACUAUGCGCAGUCUUUAAGACACUGACGGAAUAAAGCAACAAUGAGAAGAAUCGUUGACCAGUGCUGUUCUAUUCUAAUUCUGUUUUGUCUUCCGUCUUCACUUUUGAGUAUCCAAAAUAGGAAACCAAACUGCACAUUUCCGGAUUUUUUAGAGAGAGACAAACUCUGGCGCAGUGCGACGGAAUUUCACGACUGGGAAACAAUGUAUUUCAAUGGAGAUUACAUCGAUAUUAGACAAAAUGACCUACGCUUUGAAAAAAGAUGUGAAGAGAUCAUAGACCGUGAAAAAGGAAAAUAUAUAGUGGUUCAUUUACCCAAACAAGGCGGAGUAAACGUAAGGCCUCUGUAUUCGUGUAUGCAGUUUCUUAAAAGGUCUGAUUCUGUGGUUCAAAUCAAAGAAUCAAAUCCUUCAGACUUUACUCUUUCAAUGUGCCACGAACAAAACAUGAUUCUAAAAAAUCGUCCCAUUAUCAAGUUUCCUAUUGAGGACAACGCGUCUAUAAAAUGUCCCUUUUCUGGAGGAUAUAAUUUGAAAAUAACUUACAAAAAUGAACUGAAGUGUGGAUUUUCCGUCAUUUCCCCUCGGUUGGAAAGUGAGUGUGAAGAGGGAGAUGGCGUUACUUUGGAUUUUCGGACAGCCGACUGUAAACUGGAUGACGACCAUGGUCUGAAAGAUAACCUAAGAUGUUUAGCAUCGUGGACAGACAGAACGGCUGAACAUAAUUACACAUUCGUUGUUUUAGCAAAUGAUCGAAGGUUUCCACAGUGUAUGAGAUUGGAAGGAAAUUUGUCAGAUUUGAAAAGAGCCACCUUAUUUCGUGAUGGUAAAUGUGUCGUCAAUGACAGAGACAGUUAUUCGCAGACGAUAGAGAAAGUAAUCCUAGAAUUCGAGAAAAUGGUAGUUUCAAAUCUCUGUGAAAACGAAUUCGACUACUGUUCACAGGAGCCAGCCUGUUCUAAGUACAAAAAAUAUUGCCAUAAGUCGUGUCGCGGCUGCCAACCAGAAACUAACGUAUGCUCAUUUCCCGAGGAAUUGAAAGGCUCUUGGCAUACCGAUUUGAAAUCCACUCCCAGCGUAAUCAACAUAUCUACGUACAACUUGCAUUUGCCUGGCGAAGGCAACUUCAAAUGUGUUGGAAAAGCCAAUUCUACCAAGGAAAACAUAUAUAGACUAGCUCUGCUUCACAUUUUCGAGAACGGCUGCUUUCCUAGAAUGACAUGUUUUGAGUACAAAAAGGCAUCGAAAAUGACAUUAGAGUACAAAUUUGGAAAAAGGGUUGAGUGGCCACUGUUUCCGCUUGAUAAAAUGAUAUCAGAAACAUGCCAAAAUAAGCAGUUAAGGAAACCGUUCUCUAUAGCCGUGAAUGGGGCUUCAAUUUAUACCACUAGUUGCCAACUUCCCAGUGAUUUCGGUUUUAAAUCUGGUCAUAUUUAUCUUCGGGAUUCCAAAUCGCAAGAUUAUUGCAUUGCUUAUUAUGAAUAUACUUUAACUAGAAGUGACAAAUUCAAUAUGGUGGAUAUCAAUACUACAGAACCCGUAAACAGGGAACAUCUGUGCCUGUCAUCUGAACAAUUCCAAGAUGGCAGUGUAUUUGUGAUCACGACAUCGCUGUCCGACAGGUCAUACAAAUGUUGGGGAUUCAUGGGAAGUGGUCAGACGCGAAGAAUCGUUCAACUUAGUCUCGAACAUUGCAAUAAAAACUCACUUAACUUGUUAAUACACGGUCAUCACAUACCUGUUAACUCAUUCAUUGUGCUAGAAAAACCUAAAAAUGUGUGUCCGUUUUAUAUUGAUAUUGCAACUGAUCCCGGUCGCAUUCCACUUCCGAAUGCAUCGGCUUCUCAUUCCCCACCCCCAUCACAGGAAACCACGCCACCAAUUUACAGGACACCUCCUAAUCCCGGAUCCAUUUCUGCGACUGUGAAUCGCGGUUGUCCCAGAGUACAUUUUUCUGCACUUCCUAUUUUGCUGUCUUGUAUUUUAGCAUAUACCUUUAUUUGAUUGUAUAUGAAUAUGUAGAACCUUGCUCAACUGCUGAAGACCAAAAGGCUUAAAGCUACAGUGUGGUGAAAAUUAACCUGCGUUAAGUUGCAAGACUGUAACUCAGAACUAAACAGUAAACGACUGUGGUGACGUACAAAGAAGCUGAGGAAGUUCGGGCGUAUUGAACUUCAUCGUGUGCAUGCAACGUUUAAUUUAGAAUACAAGGAUUUAGUAAUUACUCAUAUCUGCAUUAGCAUGGAAUUUGAAAUAUUUGCCGUCAGGGUAAAUGUUAGUUAAUUGAGAGAAAAGAAAAUUAUGAGGCUAUUUUUUUAAUGUAAAUUACAGUUUUUACAUCUCAAAAUAAUGAUAAUGAUACUUAAGGAUCUUGCCGAGUUGUUGGGGCUUUACAUCACUUCUUAAUGGUUUACUUUAAAUAUAAUACCUUAAAGGGUAUUUUGAAAUAAAUAAAUUCCUUGAAAAGUUAAAGCUCGAUGGUUUGAUGGAUGUAGUAGAAUAUGUCUGUGUGGAGUUUGGAACUUCACUCUUUGGCUAUGGUGCUUUAGUAUGCAAUGACUAUCUAUGAACUCGAGAUUAUUAUUGUGUAUUUCUGAUAUUCAUGAUCAUUUUCACAGAUUUGAUUUUUAUAAUGAUUGACUGAUACAAACGAAUAUUGUAUCUUAGAAAAAUGGGCGUAUCAGCUGGAUGUAGGCAUAAAAUCUUAUCUAUCAUAAUUCAUUUGUUUUUUAUUUAAACAAAAAUGAUUUUAAGUGUUUUUAAAUAUAAUACUGCACAUGCGCAAAUACUGCACAUGCGCAAAAAUACCGUAUGGCUAUUCUAUAAAGGAGGUUAGUGUAAACGUAAGAAAUGUACAUGUAUAGUAGGAAAUACAUAACACUGUACAUAUCUUAAUAUAUUAUUUUAUAUUAUAUUAUUUUAAUUACUAUGUUAUGACUUUCGCGUAUUUCAUUUAUUUAAUUGUUCAUAUCAGUGAUACUAUGCUUUUAUUUCUACAAAGUAGUGCUACAAUAGAAAUGUGUGUUUGUAUGUGAGUGUGUUGUGUGUGUGUGUGUGUGUGUGUUCUGAAUGAAUAUGAUUUACAUACGUAACUUGUAAGUGGUAAUACUUUCAAAGUAUUAUUUUCAUUCACAAUGUAUAUUGACUUAAUUUAAUGUAUAUGCACUUACUUUGUCCAACUUGUUACAUUGUUGCAUUUUACUAUAUUGAAGCAGAGUAAGGUUUCAUCUUUCUAUCGAUGUUGAACUUUUUAAAUACUUGAUGUGAUAUGCAUGUGUCAAACUUUCUGUGUUUUGUUUUAAGUAAUGUAGAAUAUGAUUCUGCUUUUGAUAUAUCACCUUUAAAUAUAUUAAUUUUAUCUAAUUAUAUGAAACUUAUAUAUUGUUGUAGGUUUAGAAUGUUAUAUAUAGACAAUGCUUUAUUUCCAAAUAUUUUAGUUUACAUUAAAUUUUAAAACUUGGAGAUAAGGAAGAACAGUGUUUUAGAAAAUCACGGGAUUUGAACUAUUUCUGAUGUAAGAGUAAUUGUUUCAUAUUCGUUACUCUACUUUCACCUUCAUUUUUCAUAAUCACUUUUAUUUACAAACUUAAUUAUGUUUUUUUUAAAAAUAAGAACAACAAAAAUAUACUGUAGAAAAUUUUGCUUUUUAUACAAAAAUCCUUUUGAUUUUGCAAUGUAAAUUCUUAAAAAUGAUUUUACUGUUGGACACACUUAGUAAUUAUUCAUUGCAUGUCAAGCAGAUUUGAAUUCGAGGAAAAACAUCAUAUAUUCCAGAUAUUUUUUUUCAUCACCUGAAAUUUACAAAUGAAUGUAACUCUUGUACAUGUAACCUUCAAACACGUUUGGAGUAAUGUUUUCAAAGAUUGAAAUACAUGCUUAGAUAAGAACGA